Hyaloperonospora brassicae is the source of this 2346-nucleotide messenger RNA. NCBI's taxonomy places the organism in Eukaryota, Oomycota, Peronosporomycetes, Peronosporales, Peronosporaceae. The record is from the annotation of a GenBank genome assembly.
AUGGCAGACAAGGACUCUACUCCGGACAUCGCAGCAGCGCCUCAGUCGCCUCCUGCUGAGUCUUCCGACGCACCCGCUUCAGUACCUUCUGAUACUACAUGUCCUCGACCUCUUUCGCAUGAACUGAAUCUACACAGUGAUGGUGUCCGUCCACUCGUAGGGCUCGAGCUGCCUGUAUAUGGCUCUGACAUGGUCAAAGUAUUGGAGACUGUAGGUGGACUACAGAGUUUGCAAAAAGCACAUGAAACCAAGAACCAGUUUCUUCCGGUUAAGCUGCGGCCAGUAGAGCCUUCGUGCAAGCCGCUCUUUGCGGACCUGACCAAGACGCAGAUGGUGUUGCUGAGGGUGAAGCGGUCGCAGGUCAACCGACAUCGAAGCGAGAUGGCAGCCGUCGAGGAGACGAAAGCGAAUAGUAACGAACUGGAGAAGUCUACUGCCGAUCUCACAAGGUUCUCAGUCCAAGUGGUGGGGCUGAUCAAGGAAAAGUACGUGUGCGAAGGCAUGGCGGACUUUCAGUACUUCACCGCCCGGGAGUUCUACCCAACGUGCAAACCAGACAAAGAUGCACUCACUGUGGUGGUAAAUGCGACAGAAGCAGUGGAGACAGCGGUGAUGAACAGUGCAGUGGUGGAGAACGGUCCUUUGUCCAGACCGUCGUUGCGACAGAGAGAACUGCAAGACUGUUUGCGACCGUAUCUGGCGGUAGAGAAUGAAACACAGCUCGAGCUCAUUCCCGAAGUAUUUUCGAAGGUAGAUCUACCGCUGAAGUAUGAGUUCCGCCAGAAGUCAGGGUACCAGCCAACAGCCACUACGAAGAAACCGUCUACUACAAUGACGUACCUGAACUUUCAUGACGACACGCCUGCACCUAUCGAACCUAAGCCAGAGAAACCUGUGGUGCGACGGAGAUCUGUGGGCGUGGAUGAUAAUGGUGUUGAUGCACACGUGAUGGAGAUGCUGGAGGAUAAACUUGCAGAGAAGCCGGUUUGGCUUCGCUCCAAGUUGUUCAAUGGACUGGACGGAUGCGAGCGCCGAGCUGCAAGACGUUUGCUGCGAAAGCUUUGUUACGUAUUUGUGGACGGACCCUGGAGAGGGUCGUGGAUCAAGAUGGGUUACGACCCGAGGUCGAUUGAAGUGUCGGAUACAGCGUCAUGUUACCAGGUUGUUGAGCUGCGAAACAACCGCGAGCUUAUACACUCCAAGGUCACCCAUGCUACUAGAAAACGCGUCAAAAAGUUUGCCGGUGCUAGUUUAGGGAACGCAUGUGGGGAUGGUGGACACGUGAAAGCUCCGCGAAUCGUCAAAGUGACACAAACUUCGGCGCUCGAGAACGCGCAAGCCAGCAAACGUCGUCGUAAGGAACGAUUCACUCGGGGUGAGACACGGCGCUCCUAUCUGGUAGAGCCAACUCUGCCUGAAAGCGCAUUUGGCGCAGCACCCACAAUCGCUUCUUCACCUUGCGCAGGGUCUUUGUCAUCGACCGUAAACUCGUGCAAUGACUGGGAAUCGGAGGACGAACAAGACGACAAAGGGUCCGACGCGGAGCAAGAGAGCGCAAACAAUGCAAAUCGAUUGACUGCAUCUGCAAACACAGCUCCGGGGAACAGCGAAAAGAUUUUCGAGAUAUUCGGAGUGCAGCUGUCCAGUGCCAACGUGUUGUUUCAGCUCGAAGAAAUCGAUGACGAUGAGGUGCGCGAGUGGAUUGCUCAGUUCGCAAAGCAGUCAAAGCCAUCAUUGCUCGGCGGGUGGUACCCAACACAGAUGUUUCUACCGCUACGCGAGAUCAUUCGACUUCGCAUCGCUGCAAUGGUAGGCCGAUCGAAGGCGGAACUUGACACGAGACGCAAACGUCUGGACGCGCUGAAGAAGCAGGCGCUUGCUGAGUAUGCGGACAGCGUUCGGUCAGCUAGCAAGGACCAGCCGUCCAGCCGAUCCGGCAUCGCUUCAGUAUCGGUCACCACACGUGGCAACUUUGUCGAGGCAGCAGCAGUAGCCGAAGAUGAGGAGGGGGAGGAGGAGGAGCACGCGUUCGAGAAGUCUCUGAUCCGAGAACGCAGUGCGACGUCCAACGUGGAGAAGCUGUCGGUAGGAACGGAAGCAGAAAAGGCUGAAGAGGAGGACGAGGACUUGGACGAGGACAUGGACCUGCAAGAAGACGACGAAGAGGACAACGAUAACGUCAGCGCAGGUCGCUCGCGCGCAGCGUACGACGAAGAUGAGGCGUUGGACGACGACGACGACGAAGAGGAACAGGCAGAGAAUGUUGCGGUGGACACGCAGCAACUACCGAACGGCUCUUGUGUUGCUGCCGACGACAAAGUCGAGUCCACCGAGUACUCUUUCUAA